Molecule: messenger RNA, 1224 nt
Organism: Punica granatum (pomegranate)
Lineage: Eukaryota; Viridiplantae; Streptophyta; Magnoliopsida; Myrtales; Lythraceae
Source: RefSeq, a predicted model, not a curated record
UGAGCUUGGCAGGGAGACAGAUUUUCAUACUAAUCGUCUUAGACCCAAUAGUCCUUUGAUGAACUAAAACCAGUACUUUUAACUUAAAAUGCACGCACUGCUUCAAAUUUUCCUCUUUAGCACCAUACUGUCAAAUGCAGGCUCCAACCCAGACAUAUACCGUCCUGAGAUUGCAGAGACAAUCACAGUUGACCAGUCAGGUCAGGGGGAGUUCACCACGGUCCAGAGCGCUAUCGACUCUAUCCCAUCGGGCCGUACUGCUUGGACAAUUGUCAAAAUAAACGCAGGCAGAUACAACGAGAAGGUCACAAUUCCCAGGGACAAACAAUUCAUUUUCCUUCAGGGAGAGAGCGCAAGGAACACGGUAAUUCAGUGGAGCGAUGCAGGCGAACCAUUUCAAAGUACUACAUUGACGGUCCUAGCUGAGAAUUUCAAGGCGAGAAAUAUUGCUUUCAAGAAUGCGUACAACGAAGUUCUACGGCGCGACGGGAAGCCGAUCGAAAGGGCGCCAGCAGCUCAUAUACAUGCUGACAAGGCUUCUUUCUAUCAAUGUGCCUUCGUCAGUCUGCAGGAUACAUUGAGUGACAGCAUAGGCCGCCACUACUUUGAGUCGUGCUACAUAAAAGGCGCAAUUGAUUUUAUUUGGGGCCGGGGCCAAUCCAUCUAUCAGAACUGCAAGAUAAAUGCAAUUGCAGCAGUUCUGGGAGGUACGCCAGGCUACAUUACAGCUCAGGGAAGAGAGAGCUUGGAGAGCAGUGAUGGCUACAUUUUCAAUGGAGGUUCUGUGGUGGGGACGGGUUCGACUUACCUCGGUAGAGCUUACAGGGAGUACUCUAGGGUCGUGUUCAAUGGGACGGAUUUCUUGAACAUUAUCGUGCCUGAGGGAUGGUCUGCCUGGGACUAUACUGGACACGAGGAGCACAUCACCUACGCAGAAAGAAAGUGCACUGGACCGGGGUCGGACAUGUCACGGCGGGUAAAAUGGGAGAAGACUCUGUCGGAUGGAGAUUAUCAUUUACUGACAGACAUCAAUAAGUUCAUCAACCAAGAUGGUUGGCUGCAUGAGCAACCUUGAUGAACCGUAACUUUGUUUGGUGGAUCAUCUCUAGUUUGCAAUAAGAACUAGAGAGAGUAACUAAAAGUCGAGUCAUUUGUAACCCAAAAAAAAAAAGUUCAACGCUCUAGUUGAAUAUAUGGAAGGAAAUUGAAUCGUUAUCGAGCAUA